Molecule: messenger RNA, 935 nt
Organism: Lagenorhynchus albirostris (white-beaked dolphin)
Lineage: Eukaryota; Metazoa; Chordata; Mammalia; Artiodactyla; Delphinidae
Product: atherin-like
Exons: 2
Coding region: 345-836 (163 amino acids)
Source: RefSeq, a predicted model, not a curated record
AGCCCAGCGCAGUGGGCCAGCUCAAGCAGCCAGGCGUGGCUGGAGGGCCCAGAGCCUCCGCUCCAGGCUGGCCCCGGGCCACAGCCCAGCAGCACACGCUGGACCCUGGGCACGCACCCGUGCCAGACGCGCCUUACUUCUCCUCGACCCCAUGGCUUCCUGGUCCUCCUGGCCCUGCAGCCGGGUCCACCCAGCCCUCCGGGCAGCCCGAGGCUCCCACUCUGCCCCGGCAGCUCAGAAACCACAAUGUCUGGGGACCUUCCAAACCCCGGACCCCUGACUGCCGCCUCCCUGAGCUAGGGCCCCAGAUAUGGAGCAGGCUGGCCUGGGGAGACCCACGAAACAUGGAUCCUCGGAGAGCCGCUCGGUCCCCAGACCUCAGGACGCCCCUCUCCCUCCUGGAGCUGGCUCUGAGCCUCACGUGGACGGCCGCACCCCCAGUCAGCUCUCCACAUGGCAGCCACGACGGUCCCCAAGCGUGCACUCGGGCCUCCCCUGCCAAGAGCCCUCCUGCGCCCCCAACUCCACCAGCGUCAAAUCGGACCCCUUCCCAGGGCGUCCCACCCGGCGCCCACUCGCUCGGGGCCCUGGCCACAUCCCCUUCACCGGUGGUCCAUCACAUGGAGCCCCCCCCCUCGGAAGCCCCUUUCCCAUUCCUCCAGGGACAGCACCUCCUCCCCCCCGGUCUCAGCUCAAAUCGCCUUCACGCAGGGGGACCCAUGCACCGGCCGUUCUUCCUGCGCAGGCUCGGCGGGGAGGGUCAGGAAGCAGGCCCCCAGCGCCACUACCGGUGCUGUCCUGGGCAGUCCACUCAGCCUCGGUUUCCCUGCCUGUGAAGUGUGGACGCCCCUAACACCCCUCGGAAGGGUUGGGUUGAGCAGUAAAUGAGUUAAUAAAUAAGAUGCUUAGAACAGCGAUCGGCUCCGCAGAAGAAG